This is a messenger RNA of Penicilliopsis zonata CBS 506.65, 639 nucleotides long. RefSeq lists its product as hypothetical. Gene Ontology annotation, cellular component: nascent polypeptide-associated complex; cytoplasm. The record is from RefSeq and is a predicted model, not a curated record. The transcript has 3 exons. Gene Ontology annotation, biological process: protein targeting to membrane. Bases 1 to 639 code for a protein of 212 amino acids. NCBI's taxonomy places the organism in Eukaryota, Fungi, Ascomycota, Eurotiomycetes, Eurotiales, Aspergillaceae.
AUGGCCGACCCCCGUGUUGAAGAGAUCCAUGACGAUGAUGUCCAGGCCAACGUUGAGGAUGCGGGCGACAGCUCUGCCUCCGAAGCUGGCGAAGAGACCACCAUCCCCGGCGGCUCUGCCGUCACCAUCCACUCCCGCAACGAGAAGAAGGCUCGUAAGGCUAUUGCUAAGCUUGGCCUGAAGCACGUUCCCGGCAUCACUCGUGUCACCCUCCGCAGACCUAAGAACAUCCUCUUCGUCAUCAACCAGCCCGAUGUCUACCGCUCCCCCACCAGCAACACCUGGAUCAUCUUCGGUGAGGCCAAGAUUGAGGACCUGAACGCUCAGGCCCAGCUGGCUGCUGCCCAGCAGAUGGCCGCCCAGGAGGCCGCUGGUGAGCACGCCGGUCACGACCACGACCACGACCACGAUCACGAUCACGACCACGAUCACGACCACGGCAAGGGCAAGGCCCCCGAGGCUGAGGAGAAGAAGGAGGAGGAAGAGGAGGAUGGCGAGCAGGUGGACGAGACCGGUCUUGAGGCCAAGGAUAUCGAGCUUGUCAUGGCCCAGGCCAACGUGUCUCGCAACAAGGCCGUCAAGGCUCUACGAGAGAACGAUAACGAUAUCGUGAACUCUAUAAUGGCGCUGAGCAUAUAG